Molecule: messenger RNA, 1248 nt
Organism: Echinococcus granulosus
Lineage: Eukaryota; Metazoa; Platyhelminthes; Cestoda; Cyclophyllidea; Taeniidae
Exons: 6
Coding region: 1-1248 (415 amino acids)
Source: RefSeq, a predicted model, not a curated record
AUGGGACCCGAAGAUCUGGUUCUUGAUCCCUUCGUCAGCAGAGAUAGAAUUCCUCGAACUCCACCGUCCGCCCCGGCAAAGUCGUCGCUUUUGAGCACGGUAUAUUCUGAUGACGCUGUGCUCCCAAGUAGUUCGCAAACAUCUAUGUUCCAGACAGAUCAAAAUCGCCCAAGAUAUUUUAUCAAGCUUACGGACUCUCCUAGAUCUCGAAGUCAGGGCUCUUUACAGCGUCCGUCGAGCUUGGAUGUCAAGUCCAGCAAAAGCGAGAGAAAUGCAAGCAACAAUGCCUCCCCAAAUUUGAUUCAGGUGGUAAACCGUGAUAAUGAGUCUCCGGUUCCCGUGGAUUUCAAUACUCCGGAGAUGGUCGCUGCUAAGGAGACUGCUCGUAGAGGUCGUAUUCGUGGCAAGAAAUCAAACGCUAGCACUCCUUCACUGAUAGAAAAGUCCUCCUGUUCUCCGUCAAAAACUGCAUCUUUACCAUUACUCAAGAUUGACGAGAUAAUAGGCACUCCAAGAAGUCGUGAUGGGAGAAAGAGUCAGCUUGAGACCACCUCGAUUACAGUCGGACGUGGGGAGGUACCAAAUGCAACUGUUCCUUCUGGGACUCCACACACUUCGGUUUUCAGACGUCUGCGGCGCAGCAAGCGUUUGCAAAAAUCUACCCAACCUUCCCCACCGCUUAGUUCCAGGCACGAUCUCCAAAGGGCCACUUUGUCCCUCAACAGCUCUGCUCCACGUCACCGCUGCCGUCGUCAUCAGGGCAACAGAGAAGACGACACGUCCCCUCCUUCUGCCUCUAGCACUGCCAUCACUACUACGACCAGAGGGAAGAGGCGAGGCAGAUGUCCUGAGUCAGUCAUUCCUCCUCCAAGGGUUGUUGAGUGUUUUACGCUUAUUUUCUUUUUCUGUUCGUCAUCAGCUGACGGAAACCUCGAGCGUCAUUCCUGGUUGCCUCGGCUCUUCCGGCUGUCGUCGCUCACAACGCAACGUGGCACGCGUGAACUAUGCCGGUCUCUAAGUCUUCCUAGGUCCCUUGCUCCCAUUUCCCUAAUUUUUCAACUUCUUCACACUCCUCCCACGCUACAGCUGACGUCGAUAAUCAACUUCGACUGGACUAUUACUGGUGCUGGCGCUCCCGAAAUCCUCCAAACUCUCCCUCUGUGGUUAACCCGUGCUCUGACGAUGCGAGAUCCCGAGGUAGGGCGUCUCGUUACAACAAAGUGCGAGUUUGCAACUAUGCGCCCUUGA